AUGGCGCUUGAUUCAGCAAUCGAACUCGUUUCACAACGGAGUACUUCCACCUCCGCCAAUAACUCUUACAUCUUCACCGGCAAACGCAGCGAAAUCGAUCAGUAUUUGCAAGCCGUUGACAUUAUUCAACACUCGAUCGCUUCCGGAUCUGCACACGACCACAAUACGGCGAAAUCCGCGAUUCAGAUCGCCAUGCCUGUGCUUGUCAACGAGAUGCACAACCUACUCAACAUCAACAACAACAAGUCAACUCACAAUCCAGAUUCCACCACUUACUCCAGUACAAUGUCAGAUACCGGUUCCAACAGUUACAUAGAUGAUUAUGAAUAUCGUAGCACAUUCAGUGUAACAGUUAUUAAUGAUAUUCAAAGUAUCCUUAAAAGGAUGAAUGCUGCAGGAUAUAUGGAAGAUUGUAAGAAGGCGUACGUUAGCAAUAGGAAACGUUGCAUUGAUGACAGUUAUCAGAAGCUUGAUGUUCAGAAAUUGAGCAGCAAUGAUGCUCGCACGAUGGAGUGGCACACGCUGGAGUUGGUGAUUAAAGUUUGGAUGAAAUCGGCUAAGAUCUGUUUUAGGAAAAUCUUACCGUAUGAGAAACAUUUGUGCGAAAUAAUAUUCGGUGAUGAUAUGGAUGAUGACUGUUUUAUCGAGAUGUCCAGUGGUUGCGCGAUUGAGUUGCUCGAAAUUGCCACGAGUUUAAGCUGUGUUAGGAUAGCAUCUGAUAGGCUUUUUAGGAUUUUAGAGCUAUACAAGACAUUUACGGAUCUUCUACCGGAGAUGAAUAAGAUGUUUAAUGCACAAUCAUCUGAAUCAUUUAGAACAAAAGCGGGUCAGAUGGUUCCUAAACUUGCUGGUGUUGCUUGUAUGAUCGUUGAGAAAUUCGAGAAGGAUCUGUUUUCUGCUGAUCUGUCUCAACAUGCUCCUGUUGAUAAGAUUCAUAGUUUGUGCAGAUAUGUUAUGGACUACGUGUACAAACUCGGUCAAAACAAGCAAACGCUAAUGGAAUUGUCUCUAUCUAAGCCACCACUGACACCGAGUGUUGAAAUGAACUUCACGGUUGUGGAACCACAACUGCAAAGCAAGUUGCCGUUUCAUGUGAUGUGGAUCAUAAUGUGCUUGGUGUACAAAUUGGAGGAUGAAGCAAAAGGAUAUAAAUAUGAUUCUGAUACUAACUUUUAUCUGAUGAACAACUUGUUUUACGUUGUCAAGAAGAUCGACGGAAGGCUAGAAGUCAAGGAAAUGAUAGGAGACGACUGCUUUGAGAAGGUGUCCUCAAAGUUUGAUCAAGCGAAAGCCAAGUAUUUGAGAUUGACUUUGGGAAAAGUCUUGAGCAUUAUUGAGGAUAAUACAUCAUUGCAAAAGAGAUUAAAAGGUUUUAAUACAGAGUUCAAGAAGCUCCAAAUCAAUCUGGAAAAAUUAAGAGUGCCAGAUUUUCAACUUCUAAAGGACAUCCGUGUAUCAAUGGAGGAAACGUUGGUUCCAGCAUAUUCUUCAUUUCUUGAACAAUUACGCGUGUCACCCUGUUCAAUGGUUGAUGUCAAGUUUUCUGUUGAAGAACUUAAAAUUGCUAUCCUAGGUUUCUUUCCUAGUACCUGA
Helianthus annuus (common sunflower) is the source of this 1593-nucleotide messenger RNA. Its product is annotated as exocyst complex component EXO70B1. Gene Ontology annotation, cellular component: exocyst. The transcript has a single exon. Gene Ontology annotation, biological process: exocytosis. NCBI's taxonomy places the organism in Eukaryota, Viridiplantae, Streptophyta, Magnoliopsida, Asterales, Asteraceae. The record is from RefSeq and is a predicted model, not a curated record. The coding region runs from base 1 to 1593 and encodes 530 amino acids. Gene Ontology annotation, molecular function: phosphatidylinositol-4,5-bisphosphate binding.